AUGGACACUUGCCACCACAUGGAUGAAAUGGAAGACAGUACCCAAAGUGAAAUAAGCCACAAAGCAAAAGAGAAGUGCUGCACGCAGCAGCCGGAGCAGCACACGGGAGAGAAACCAUUCAGAAGUAGUGUGGACACGGCCACUUUUGUGAAAGGAUAUGGACUCCAUGAUUCAGGAAAGCCCUUUACCUGUACAGAGGUUCAGAAGGACUUCCUGCCUGGCUUGGUGCGUCUGCAGCAGGACGCCAUUCAUACUGGAGAGAAGCCAAACACAAUCAGCCAGUGCAGGGCAACUUUGCAGAGCAGUAAAGGUCAUUACACUCGGGGAGAAUGCAAGGAAGCUUUUGGUCCCAAAUAUACACAUGUUCAGGAUCAGGGUGUCCAACCUGGAAGUCCAUGUUUUGUGUGCAGUGAAUGUGGGAAAACAUUCAGGCAAAAAUCUUUAUACACUAUCCACCAGACAUUCCAUACUGCACAAGGACAUCAUGAGUUUGGCGAAGGUGAAAAAUCCCUUAGACGAAGGUCAGCUCACAGUCUGUACGGAAAGACUCACACUGGGUCUAGGCAAUACACGUGCAACAAAUGUGGGAAAUCCUUAAGCCACAAAUCAGUACUUAUUCAUCCCCAGAGAUGGCAUAGUGGAGAAAGUAAUCAUGUUUGCAGUGGAUGUGCAAAAUCUUUUAGCCAUCGCCAAAUGUUGAUUACACGUUCUGUUCAAACCUUAGAAAGGCCUUAUAAUUGUGGUGACUGUGCAAAACGUUUUACCUCUAUCUCUGCUCUCAGUUAUCAUCAGAGAUCUCACACAGGGGAAAGACCUUAUGAGUGCAGUGAAUGUGGGAAGUCUUUUAUCUCCAGUACUGGCUUCCGUUCUCACCAGAGUGUUCACACUGGAGAAAAGCCUUAUGAGUGCAGUGAAUGUGGUAAAUCAUUUUUCUCUAGGUCUGACCUCCAUUAUCAUCACAGAGUUCACACUGGGGAGAGGCCUUAUGAGUGCAGUGAAUGUGGCAAGUCCUUUCACCGAAGAAAUAACCUCAAUGUACACAUAAAGGUUCACUCAAGUGAGAGGCCAUACGAAUGUAAUGAAUGUGGAAAAUCUUUGAAGUGUAAGUCUUCAUUCAUUCAACACCAAAGAAUUCACACAGGAGAAAGGCCUUAUGAGUGCAGUGAAUGUGGGAAAUCUUUUACCACUAGUUUUGUCCUUCGUUCUCACCAGAGAGUUCACACCGGAGAAAGGCCUUAUGAGUGCAGUGAAUGUGGGAAAUCCUUUACUGCUAGCUCUGUCCUCCAUAAUCACCAGAGGGUUCACACAGGAGAAAGGCCUUAUGAAUGCAGUGAAUGUGGGAAAACUUUUACCACUAGUUCUGUCCUCCGUUACCACCAGAGAGUUCAUACUGGAGAAAAGCCUUAUGAAUGCAGGGAAUGUGGCAAGUCCUUUCCCCGAAGAACUAACCUGAAUGUACACAUAAAGGUUCACUCAGGUGAAAGGCCUUAUGAGUGUAAUGAAUGUGGGAAAUCUUUUAAGUGUAAUUCUUCCCUCAGAUCUCACCAAAGAGUUCACACUGGAGCAAGACCUUAUGAGUGCAAUGAAUGUGGGAAAUCUUUUACAGCUAGUUCUGUCCUUCGUGCUCACCAGAGAGUUCAUACUGGAGAAAGACCGUAUGAGUGCAGUGAAUGUGGCAAGUCCUUUCUCCGAAGAAAUAGCCUCAAUGUACACAUAAAGGUUCAUUCGGGAGCCUGGGAGCUUCUCUUCCAUCCCUAA
Molecule: messenger RNA, 1758 nt
Organism: Puma concolor (puma)
Lineage: Eukaryota; Metazoa; Chordata; Mammalia; Carnivora; Felidae
Source: RefSeq, a predicted model, not a curated record